This is a messenger RNA of Myotis daubentonii (Daubenton's bat), 1599 nucleotides long. It is a transcript of the gene NR0B2, whose product is annotated as nuclear receptor subfamily 0 group B member 2. NCBI's taxonomy places the organism in Eukaryota, Metazoa, Chordata, Mammalia, Chiroptera, Vespertilionidae. Gene Ontology annotation, biological process: circadian rhythm; negative regulation of transcription by RNA polymerase II. Gene Ontology annotation, cellular component: nucleus; cytoplasm. The record is from RefSeq and is a predicted model, not a curated record. Gene Ontology annotation, molecular function: transcription factor binding; transcription corepressor activity.
CAGAUCAGAGGGCGGGAGAGCUGGGAGGAAGGAGGAACAGAUUCUCAACCAUGAACUCCAGCCAGCCGGGGACCUGUCCAUGCCAGCAUGCUACAGGGCGCCCAGCCAUUCUGUAUGCACUUUUGAGCCCCAGCCUCAGGGCCAGGCCUGCUGUGCCCCCAGACCGUAGGCAUUGCCUCUGCAAGCAGCACCGGCCUGUCCAGCUGUGUGCUCCUCAUCGCACCUGCCGGGAGGCCUUGGACGUUCUGGCCAAGACAGUGGUCUUCCUCAGGAACCUGCCAUCCUUCUGCCAGCUGCCCUUCCAGGAUCAGCAGCAGCUGUUGCGGGACUGCUGGAGCUCCCUCUUCCUGAUUGGGUUGGCCCAAGACACUGUGACCUUCGAGGUGGUAGAGGCCCCGGUUCCCAGCAUACUCAAGAAGAUCUUGCUGGAGGAGCCCAGCAGCAGUGCAGGCAGCGGCCAGCAGCGGGAUCUGCCUCGGCCCUCACUGGCUGCGGUGCAGUGGCUUCAGUGCUGCCUGGAGUCCUUCUGGAGCCUGGAGCUGAGCCCUAAGGAGUAUGCCUACCUGAAAGGGACCAUCCUCUUCAACCCUGACAUGCCAGGCCUCCAGGCCUCCUCCCACAUCUGGCAUCUGCAGCAGGAGGCUCAUCGAGCACUAUGUGAGGUGCUGGAGCCCUGGUGCCCAGCAGGCCAAGGCCGUUUGGCCCGUGUCCUCCUCAUGGCCUCCACCCUCAAGUCCAUUCCACCCAGCUUGCUUGGGGACCUCUUCUUUCGCCCUAUCAUUGGAGAUGUUGACAUCGCUGGACUCCUCGAAGACAUGCUUUUGCUGAGCCGACCUGCUCCAGGCCAAGCAGAGAUCAGCUGUAGCCUGGGCAGAAGCUGGCUGCAAUGAUUUGGCCAUGUUGUCCCCAGGGGUGACCCAAUGCUCCCAGAGGAGGCAAGCCUGUACAGACGCUGGCCCAGCUAGGUGGACUGCAUGAAUCCUCACUCAGCCACACCCCAUUGGUUUGGACAUAGUGCUCCAGCUGUCUGGCUGGCCCUUGGUAGUCCCCAGAGGCUCUGGACCAAGACUCCUAUCCUCUCCUGGAAUGCCAAUGGAAGCUUAGACUGCCCAUUGGGCAGACAUCCUACUGACUUUGUACAAAACUGACUUAAGUUAUUGGUUUUUGUAAUAAAAGGUUUUACAUCCAUGGAGCUGACACUGUGGAAGGGACCUUUGUGCAUGUGGAAGGGACCUUCUCAUCUCAGCCCCCAGCUCCCAGCCCCUAUCAGAGGGAGCCCAAGAGGAAGGAACCAUGAGGGAUGCAGGAGCCAGGCCUCAGAGAACUGGGAUAUUAAUUUCAGAGUAGAUGAUUUCAUUUCUGGGAUAUUUAUUUUGCAUGGAUCUGAAUCCAGAGGAUAGGAUCAGUUCAGGACCCCAUCACUUUCUUGUCUUUAUCUUUGGGGGAAAGGGGUUUCUCUUUGUCCACAAACCCCCUCACUGAUCCCUCCCCUCCCUCAGCUCCUGCCCCCUACAGGCUCCCUCUCACCUCAGCAAGUGUCAGAUCAUAGCCAAUAAAGAAAACUGAAACAGACAAGGUCACUGGAAUUUCUGUAGUUUG